AACCGAAGUGGUUUAGUCUGACACACAACGCGGCUUAGUUUGAAUCGUUCCGUCCAUUGUGACCAACGUCGCUUCUUGCGGCAGAGCAGACACAACAAAACCCCAAGGCAGAGUUUAGGGAUAGGAUAGGAGAUACAGCAGGCUUUCCACAGUUGGCUUGCAUUCACAUAUGAUAUGCACAUAUCGUUCCUGGCGUGCCAAUAGACAUCCGAUGAACGACACGAGCCACUGCCAGUCCACGUCCAGCCGGGGACCAAUCUACACGGAACUUCUGGAUCGCAGCAAGGAAACCAUUUAGCGUCGGUCACCCAGCCAAGCCUGUAAUAUAGUCGGGAACGUUGGAGUUCAGUGUUCAUGUGAGACAUUCGGCUGUGAACUCUCGGAAAGGCACAACAACAAAACUACGAGAAGCCGGCUCCGAACCGCUGAAACAGAACAGUUGAUGCCCUGCCGGGACAAUCGUUCGUAAUUAUCCCGACCAAUCGGGUCCAACGACAACAACCCACAUCCGGGCGGCGUCCAAAGGCCGACGAAAAAUGACAGUGAUCUUUCCACUGGCCAGAGCCGGUUAUUGCCAAUCUACGUGGUGCAACCUCCCAGAAAGUGUAGUUUUCCUCUAGGGGCGUGUAACACCUCGAAAACCAAAAAUUAAAAGUUCCCCAAACUGUGAUAUUUUGUACGUAUAGCACCGAUUGUGACAAAAUUGAAAAUAUUUCCAUUGUUCAACACAUUCUACCCCGUAAGUGUAAAACCCAGAGAUCGCGCAGUGCAGUGAAGUGUGUGCAAUAUUCCAAACCCAUUGUAGAUGCUGAUUGUUGGUGCUAAGAAAAAUAUUUGAAAAAAAAAGACCUAAGCUAACACAAGGGGAAAGUGCAUAUCCGAGUGGUGUUGUUUUGUGCUCUGGUAGUAACAUUUUAUCCGCGAGAAGAAAAACGUGUCAACGGCAGUCUGACUGAAUGCAGAAUUAUUGCUGUAGAUCGUUCUGACGAGCUCUGAGCCUUAGAACAACACGGGCAGCCAGCGAGGCGGUGGUGUAAAUAAAGUAGCAGAAGUAGGAGAAAAAAAACAGCGAUAAAAUGACGGGAAUGGAAAACUCAGCCCUCGUCGACAAGGGCCCGGUGCCCAAGAUAGUGACCACCAACGAGAAAGGAGUCACGCUACCGAAUCUCGAAGGACAACCGGACAAACGCGAGCGCGGCAAAGCCAUGCGCCAAGUAAUAGCUGCCUUCAUUGCCAACAUCGGCACCAUCAACACGGGGCUGAUUUUCGGCUUCUCGGCCGUCGUCAUUCCCCAGUUACACGCCCAGGACUCGUUGAUUCCAGUGGACGAAAGCCAAGCAUCAUGGGUCGCAUCACUUUCCGCCAUCGGAACCCCCAUCGGGUGCCUUCUCAGUGGCUACGUGAUGGACAACUUCGGACGCAAGAAGGCCCUGCUGAUAACGGAAAUUCCCAUGAUCAUCGGCUGGAUCGUGAUAGCCUGCGCCACCAACGUAGAGAUGAUCUACGCGGGCCGAGUGCUGACUGGUUUCGGCUCCGGAAUGAUUGGUGCCCCGGCCCGUGUCUACACAUCGGAAGUAACCCAACCGCAUCUACGGGGUAUGCUUUGCGCUCUGGCUUCAACGGGUAUCAGUUUAGGAGUGCUUUUCCAAUACACGCUAGGAGCUGUGACGACGUGGAAAACGCUGUCGGCAAUCUCCGCUUGCCUUCCGGUGUUGGCCUUUGCGUUGAUGCUACUCAUGCCAGAGACUCCCAAUUAUCUGGUUUCCAAGAACAAGCCGGAUCAAGCGCUGAAGAGUUUGGCCAAACUGCGAGGAUCUACGUACAACUUGGAGAAGGAAGUUAACCAAUUGCAAUCGUUUGCUCAGAAGAGUAACCAGAAGAAGAAACUGACGACAAAGGAGACAAUCCAAGCUUUGCUGCAUCCGUCCUGCUUGAAGCCUUUCGGAAUUUUGACUCUCUACUUCAUGAUGUACCAGUUCAGCGGUGUAAACACCAUCACUUUCUACGCUGUGGAGAUUUUCCAAGAUUCCGGUACCACAAUGGACAAGUACACCUGCACAAUUAUGCUGGGAGUAGUUCGGUUCAUCUUCACGAUCUUAGCCGCCAUAUUGCUCCGAAGGUGUGGUCGUCGCCCUUUGACGUUCAUUUCCGGUAUUGGAUGCGGUGUCACAAUGAUUGGCCUGGGGACAUAUCUGUACUACAAGAGAACAUGGGAAAUGGCAGUUCCUCCGAUUGCCCCUACGGCCACGUGGUUCCCAGUGGCGUGCAUAUUCGUGUUCACAAUCACCUGCACGCUCGGCUUCCUGGUGGUGCCCUGGGUUAUGAUCGGUGAACUGUACCCGAUGAAGGUCCGGGGAAUUGUCGGAGGAUUCACGACCUGCAUGGCUCACACGUUUGUCUUCAUCGUGGUCAAGACUUAUCCAUUCCUGGCACAUCUGCUGGAGAGGCAUGGUGCUUUCAUCCUCUAUGGGUGCAUCUCAUUUUUGGGAACCGUCUUCUUCUAUCUCUGCCUGCCGGAAACAAAGGGCAAAACACUGCAGGAGAUCGAAGACUACUUCUCGGGCCGCAUCAAGUCGCUGAAGAAGUCCAAGCAACAAGAAGCUGAGGGGCAACAGCUUAAUAACAACUCCAAACCCCAGCUGCUGACGGUGGAAAAGAACAAGUUGCUUCCGUAGGCGAUCGGUUUGGCUGGUUCCACUGCCGUCUUCCUACGACUCCUUCAGCCAGUGUGCCAUACGAGGAAACGAGAAGUAUUUUUAAUUGUUUGAUAUGGAAAAGGAAAGUGAUAUUCUCUCCCCCCUUGUUUAAUUUGUCUCCGCGCUACGAUUCGCCGAAAAUAUCGGCUAGAAAAGUAUCUUUUUUGUUAAGGAGAGCGCCACUACUUCUUAUAUUUCGUUAGUUUACCCUUGUUGGUCUAUAUUAGAUUCUACAUGUAUGUUUACAUUUCUCAGUUCUUAUAGUAUUAUCUAUGCACUUGACUCUUUGAAAGACUAUAGUAGCAAAUUUUAUUUCCUUCUUUUAUCUGUUUAUUGUUUAAUUCUUGACAAAAGUUGUAUUGAAAAUCACAUUUGUAAUCGACAAAAAAAUAUUUACAAUUGGCGAACAAGCUAUACAGACGAUGCACAUGUUUUAUUUCAAGACCAUUCGUACCCUUCACCUUCCCGGACAUCCCCCUGAGAAUGCUCAAUUCGAUCCGGAAUCGAGUUUGCAUGCAAAUCGAAAAAGUGAGAUACAGUGCGACGAUAUGAUCUGAUUUAAUCGAGAUAUGGUCAAAAAACAAACAACUGUUAGGAUAAGAAACUCAGGAAACCAACAGACCAUAAAGUGCUUUAAAGACAGCGUGGUAAUGCCCGAUUGAGCGAGCACGAACCGGAAUGUGAAAAUUUGAUGCGAUUUCUAGGUUAGUCGCUAAUCGCGGUCCUAUACUGUCAAUGUGAUAGCGGAUUCAAACUUACAGCGAAAAAGUAAAAUUGUUCUAGAGUGCAACUUACUCGGUCCAGUAAAGAAAUGUUAUACUAAUUAGCUAGGGUAGUACUUAAUUAAAUAUUUUGCGCCAUACACACCACCCGUAACGUAAAUCUAGAGACCGAUAUAGCUAGUUGUGGCAGGUUAAUUAAAGUCUGGGCGAAUGCGCUAAAAGUUCCAUGCGAUAAAGUUACACACCUUCUCGGUAGGGUUUCGAGUACCGAGGCAGUAAGAUUAAAGUUAUAAUAAACCGAUUGAGAUACAUUCUUUUUUAAGAAAACCAUGAAAA
Messenger RNA from Aedes aegypti (yellow fever mosquito), 3754 nucleotides. RefSeq names its product facilitated trehalose transporter Tret1-2 homolog. The transcript is spliced from 5 exons. NCBI's taxonomy places the organism in Eukaryota, Metazoa, Arthropoda, Insecta, Diptera, Culicidae. Gene Ontology annotation, cellular component: membrane. Gene Ontology annotation, biological process: transmembrane transport; carbohydrate transport. Bases 1077 to 2675 code for a protein of 532 amino acids. Gene Ontology annotation, molecular function: sugar transmembrane transporter activity. The record is from RefSeq and is a predicted model, not a curated record.